CUUUAGAAAUCUUUUUCAGCAGCUGACUUUCAUGUUCUAGUUUUAAUCUGGCUUUUCAUUCACUAUAAGAUUUUUUUUGAUUUCAAAUUCUUUUUUUUUGCUCUCAAGUCAUUUUUGAGCAUUUCUAAAAACUUCUCUGCCUAAUGAAGUAACUAGAUGUGAGUAAAGAUUUCAUUUAAAGAGAUAUAAACAUUUGAACUCGAAACCCUGUAAAAGAAUCUGCAAUGCCUCAAAAAUGUGAAACGCCUAAUUGUGGAAAGGGAGCUACACUACAAUGCCCCACGUGUUUAAAGCUUGGAAUACCGGGAUCUUAUUUCUGUUCGCAAGAAUGCUUUAAAGGGUAUUGGAAGGAGCAUAAAAUGAUACACGCAUUGGCAGAAGGUGCUGCAAAACCCAAAUUGAAUGAAGGAGAGUACAAUCCAUGGCCCAGCUACCGUUUUACCGGUCAAUUAAGGCCAUUUCCUAAAACUGGGAAAAGAAAUGUACCAGAAGGCAUAGAACGACCCGAUUAUGCUGACCAUCCAGAUGGACGGGCACUCUCGGAAGAGGCCAUGAGGAGUAAUACUUCUAUCAAGGUUUUGAACGAUGAUGAAAUAGAGGCGAUGAGAGUCGCAGGUAAAUUGGGAAGAGAGUGUUUGGAUGAAGGAGCAAAAGCAAUAGAAGUGGGCGUCACUACGGAUGAAUUAGAUCGCAUUGUGCAUGAAGCAGCUAUUGAAAGGGAUUGUUAUCCUUCGCCGUUGAAUUAUUACAAUUUUCCCAAAUCGUGUUGUACAUCCGUUAAUGAGGUAAUUUGUCACGGCAUACCUGAUUUGAGGCCACUAAAAGACGGAGACAUCUGUAAUAUAGAUGUGACAGUUUAUCAUCAUGGUUUUCAUGGGGAUCUAAACGAAACAUUUUUUGUUGGCAAUGUCUCCGACAGGCACAAACGUCUAGUUCAAGUAACAUAUGAAUCUUUAUGCAAAGCCAUCGAAUUGGUAAGACCUGGCGUAAAGUAUCGCGAAAUAGGUAAUGUUAUACAGAAGCAUAUAGCACCUCAUGGUUUCAGUGUUGUAAAAAGUUAUUGCGGACAUGGUAUUCAUAAAUUAUUUCAUACUGCUCCCAAUGUGCCUCAUUAUGCUAAAAAUUCAGCUGUAGGCGUCAUGAAAGCUGGUCACUGCUUUACUAUUGAACCGAUGAUAUCGGAGGGAGUUUCUAAAAGCGAGCAAUGGCCAGAUGAUUGGACAGCUGUGACGGCCGACGGCCUAUAUUCGGCCCAGUUCGAGCAGACUCUUUUAGUUACGGAAAACGGUUGCGACAUACUCACCAAACGCCGGGAAAACAAUGGUCAACCGUGGUUUAUGGACAAAUUGUAAAACUAUAUUUUUUUAAUGAAUUUAUUGAAUUUAAUAAAUUUGAUCAAUGUUUCUAAUUUCGUAACGCACACCCGUAAAA
Molecule: messenger RNA, 1431 nt
Organism: Glossina fuscipes
Lineage: Eukaryota; Metazoa; Arthropoda; Insecta; Diptera; Glossinidae
Product: methionine aminopeptidase 1
Exons: 3
Coding region: 225-1352 (375 amino acids)
Biological process (GO): proteolysis
Molecular function (GO): metalloaminopeptidase activity
Source: RefSeq, a predicted model, not a curated record